AGGGGGAAAAAACAUAAAAAACAUUGUAUGUAGAGUUAUUGUAAUAGUCACAUAAAAGAAGAAAGGGCAGACACAUAAAACAUACAUAAUUAUGUUACUCCGACCCCUAGCUGAAUAUUACGGAUUUAAAAUGAACAGCAGAAGUAAUUCUAAACGAAAAGAUGCAGACGAAAUUAUUUACAGACAAUGUCACAGAUAUAAAGGAUCUAAAUUUGUUGUCGUGAUAAGUGUGCUCGUGCCAUUGUGUGCAGUUCUCACGUGCCUUGACUUAUUUAUGGGUCACGUCAUAUAUCAGGAUAUAUGUUACACUCUGCCACUUAUAUCAAAUGCUCACAUUAAAGAAUUAGAAGUAUUUUGCGAUGAUCUGUCAUUAAGUCCAGAUGAGGAUUUUGAAACAUUCGACUCGGGAAGUAAAACUCGACUUAAUGUGUCGGUGAAUACAGAAGGAAAAUAUAUUUGCAGAAGUAAAAAAUUCGGGGAUCUUGCUAAAAAGGUUAUUGAAAGAAAUCUAAGACAUCAUUAUGCAAAAGGUAAAGAACAAAUACCAUACAUGUCGUGUGGAAAUAGAAGUUUGGCGCCUAAAUCCGGUUACAAUACAGUGGCUUUAACAACAAUAUCAAAAACUGAGAAGAUAAAUGAUGAUGACAAUGAAGCGGUUCUUCAUUGGGAACACGAAAACAAAACUGGGAAUAGUUCUGACGAUUUAGUACGGAUGUAUAAUAACGCCGAGAUAACGGUGCAAACAGGACAGACGUACGUGAUCUAUGCGUCAGUAAAUAUCAAUAUUAGCCUUCAAAAGGAACACGAUCACGUGCAAAAAGACAGAAGACGAUUUUUUACACUUAAAGUUUGCAAAAGGACACACGGAUACGAACAAAUAUUAUUAGGAGAAACAAAACAGUUUAACAGAGAUUGUGAAUCCGAUAUUGUUUCAACUGUAAGGGUAAUGGGUCAUAUACUUUUAAGAAAAAAUGAGGUCAUUUACACCAAAGUGUCACGUGCUGAUGACGUAAUGCAUAUGUCUAGGGGAAAUACGUUCGGUAUGUUUCCGUUAAGUUCAAGCUAGAUCAAUGACAACCCUUUAAAGGAAAUAACAAACUAACAAAGGUGGCCACAUUAAUUAGUAUACAUGUAUUGAAAUACAUGUAGUUUUAAUUAUUAUAAUAUCUUAGAUGAGCUGUCAUUUCACAUAAACCACAAGUACUUGUAUAUGCAUGAAUUAGAAUGCACCUUGUGACCUAGAGUAAGUUUAAUAUGAUUAAUUUGAAAUAAAUGAAGGCGAAUAUAGGCUUUUUUUCUUUUUUUUUCUUUUUUUUUUAAGUUGCGGCUUUAUAUAAAUUAUAUAUUAAACAGAACAUAACCGAAACGCAGCUAAAUAUCGUAUGGCGGACCACAUUUAUAUUUAGACAUAUUUCUAAUUUAUGCAUUUCAAUUGGAGAACACGAAUGCUUAAACUAAAACAUGGGUUGGUUGUCCUCAUUCAUGUGCUGCCAGGAACCCUAAUCCAGUUCUUGUUUUAUAAGUGACAAGACAGUGCAAUUUAUAGUCAGUUACGUUGAUUAAAGUACUGUUAUAUUAAUUUUGCUUUGGAAAGAUUGUCAAAGGUCCCUCGCGUUCCAUAGUGCAAUUUGAAUUUACAAUGAAACACACUUUACAACAAUGAUUUUUUAUUCUCCCCGAAGGGAGGGAGGCAAAUAGUCGCGUACGUCCAUCUAACCGCAUUUUCUUGUCUGUUACAUAUCUCUGAAACUACAAGAGGUUUCAACAAGGAACUGUGUAGGUAAAACAGAUCUCAUUUAGUAGAAGUGCAAUGAAUAAGAACCGUGACUCUGCCUUGCCUUAUUUUGGAGUUAUUGCUUUUUUUCAUUUUUACACUUUGAACUUGGUCGUUUGACGAAAAAUAUUUUGAAGAAUAUGACAAUUUUAGUCAAUGUAGCAAAGUUUCUUUGAAUCAUUUUAAAAUGACUGUUUAUUUUGUGGGAUUUUUAGUCAUGCCGGGCGACACUGUAACGGUCAAAUGCCGACUCUCCAGCUUUACUAGUGUCCCUUGGUGCAUUAUUUAUAAGCGCAAGCUGGCGCUUGAGAGCCACCGGCCUUACAGCUUCUUUUCAUUAAAUAAUCUAAAGUCCUUGACGGGAUUCGAACCUAAAUCGAUGAGGGGCAAGAAAUUUUAUAUGUAGCUUUUAUAAUUUGCACAUAUAUUUGUAAAUCUUUACUCAUUUUCAUAUAUAAAUGUAUGUCCACAGACAUCCCGGUACAGAUUGUUAUCUUUCACCUGUUCUGUUUAUUUGUAUCACAGUCAACGUACACGUGCCGUAUAUAAUAUAUUCUUGUUUACAUGCCUUAGAAACGAAAAAAUGUUUACUUAUCUAAAAGGGGAAAACAUUUUGAUACAUUAAUUUAAAAAAAGGUUUUAAAGCAUGUUAGAUUAUUGUGACCUGAAGAAGGUAGUUGUGAACAAAAGUAGCAAUAUUCAACAAUGCAGUAUUUUGAAUUCGCUAUAAUUGUAUACUAAUUGCCGAAAAGCAACAGAACAAAAAAUGGUUCAGAUUAUUGGCCAAUGAGUUUCUUUUUGGAAAAUAUUUAAGUAAACAGAAAAAAGAAAGGUUCGAUAAAAACAUUUCAAAAGCACUUUGGGCCUUUCAGAUGACAUAUUAGUACUGUUGCCUAGGCUAUGUGAAGUAUGUACUCAACGGCAUAAGAAACACUAUAUAUAUGUUUAGUUUUUGAUAUCUUAUUGAUAUUUUAAGCAAUACAUUGUAUUAUGAAAUAGAUAUUUUAUUUAUUCACACGGUAUUGAGUAAAAUGCCUUAUAUUUUACUAAAUAAUUUACGAAUUAUCUUAACUGUGACACUGGACUAGAGCACUCUUAGCCGUUUUUUGCACGAAAUUCAGGUGCUUUAAUAAUAAUGAAGUUGAAUAAAUUUUACAUACUAUGCAAAAAUAGAAAAUAUCACAAAUAAAGUUAAAAAAAUAGAACUAACUGAUUAGACUUAAAAACAUACUUAAUACUUACAAUAUGUCAAAUUGUAUAUAUUGUAUUUUGUUUUAAGUGCAUUUUUUUAUCAAUUUUGAUAUUUUAAUUAUCUCUAUUAUGUUUUAAAUGAUUUUAUUCAUAUAAAUUUUUUUGGGGGAAUUAAAGAGAGGUCUGGGGUUGGGGUUUCUGACCUGGCUACUGGCCGUACACCUGUCAAUCGUACUAACAAAUUUUGCCACUAUUUAUGAAUUGGUAAUUUUAUUUUAUACAACAUUCAAUAUGUACAUCCUAUCUGUCAAAAAUGAGCAAAAGAUCUAAAAAAUUUACUGUCCGGACCUCCAUCAAAUAUUCAUCCAUUAAAAGAACACCAAAAAAAACAACAACAACAAACAGUCCUUCACGUCCAGGAAUCUUGUAGGAGUCGCUUUAAAAAUAACGGAAAAUAAUAAAUACAAUGUAAUACCGUGUACGCUGAAAAUAGCAAUUUUCGGUUUCGUUAAACACAUCACUGAUAAGACACGUCACUGAUAAGACAUUGCAGACAUGUGGUUGUUAAAACAAUGAAUAAUUUAUACUAUUUUUAGAAGUUAUGUCCAUGACGUGUGGAAUGUUGCAGAGUUUCUAAAAGUAUUUUGAUGUGUAUGGCGUGCGGAAUUUUGAAUAUUUUGAUGUGUAUGGCGUGCGGAAUUUUGAAUAUUUUGAUGUGUAUGGCGUGCGGAAUUUUGAAUAUUUUGAUGUGUAUGGCGUGCGGAACGUUGCAAAAUUUCGAAAAAAAAUUUUUUUAUAUAAUAUAUAAAUAUUAUAUUUAUAUUCUAAGUGCUUAUCAUAUAAAUAUUAAUGUUUUACAACAUAAAUAUUUUACCAUAUAAAUAUUUAUGUUGUAAAACAUUAAUAUUUAUGCCGUAAAAUUAAGCAUGUAUAUUAUAUAAAAUCAUUUUUUGUUCUAUAUUUUAUUUACAUUUGAAACGCAUAAAUUUUUAUGAUAAAAAAUUAUGUGGUAUAAAACGCAAAGUGAAAAAAAUAUGUUCAAUAAUGACAUUGUAACAUUUGCUUUGUGUUCUGCGAAAUUUUUAUACAUAUAUUGUACGCAUAUUAGAUAUUUAUUGCGAAUAAUUAUUGUUUUCUCUAGGUUAUCUAAAAUAACAAGAAAUAUUACUUUUGUCCGCACUAUAUUUGAUGGCCCCUCGUAUUAACACAAAAUUUGCUUAUUAUUCAAGUGUAAGCUUUUUUCUUUGACAUUCUUGGACAAAUAUCUUAUAUUUCAGGAUAUUUUGAACAUAUUUUGUAAAUGCAUUUUAGACUGUGUAUUAAUAUCAGCUAUAUUAUAAACAAAUACAUAUUGCGCAUGCUCAUUAACACGUGUUUAUCCAGUAUUUUUAGGUGAAUAAAUUUACAUCUUGAGUA
This is a messenger RNA of Ruditapes philippinarum (Manila clam), 4381 nucleotides long. RefSeq lists its product as uncharacterized. Lineage: Eukaryota; Metazoa; Mollusca; Bivalvia; Venerida; Veneridae. The record is from RefSeq and is a predicted model, not a curated record. Gene Ontology annotation, molecular function: tumor necrosis factor receptor binding. Gene Ontology annotation, biological process: immune response. Bases 92 to 1066 code for a protein of 324 amino acids. Gene Ontology annotation, cellular component: membrane. The transcript is spliced from 4 exons.